AUGAACUUUUGGACACUCAUAUCUAUACCUAUAUCGAUUGCAACAUAUUAUUAUUAUACCAAAGGAAAAGCCGAUCCCUCAACAAUGGUUCCUUCUUCUUCAACCUCUUCGCAUACCGCUUCAGCUUUAGCUUCCAAAUUUAUCAAAAAUGUACAUCCCUUGCCGACAUUCUUUUUCAGUCAUGGAGGCCCUACAUUUAUGUAUGAAGAUGACCCAUUCGGCAAUAAGGGAGCAUGGAGAACAAUCAAAAAACUAGGUCAAACGAUCAAAUCGUGGAAACCAGAUUACAUUCUUGUAGUUAGUGCUCAUUGGCAAAGUCGUGGUUCAAAUCUAAUUGAAAUCAACAAAAUUGCAAAUAAUUCUAGUGAAAAUCCCUUGAUUUAUGAUUUUUAUGGGUUUCCCAGCUAUAUGUACAAAGAAGAGUUUCAUACCAAAAAUGAUGAAUUUAUUGCAAACCAUGUAAAACAAGAGUUGGUCUCAAACAGCUUUGAUUGUAAGGUAGUUGAAAGAGGAAUAGAUCACGGUGUUUGGGUACCGUUCAAGGUAGCAUUCAGUGACUAUACUACCCAAACCACUCCACAACCAAAAGUCAAGGGCCUUGAUUUGGAUUGCCCCGUUAUUCAAGUCUCAUUAGCCGCUAAUGAUUCUGACUUUGACACCCAUUACAAACUAGGCAAAGUGCUUAAUCAUUUUAGAAGCAAUAAGAUAUGGGACGAAAGACAGGAGAAAUACCUUACUGGAAUGGUUAUUUGCUCGGGAAUGUCAGUGCAUAAUUUGAGAGACUUGGGAUAUUCAAUGAGACAACCCGAAGGCGUGAUGCCCUAUGUAAAGCCAUUCAAUAAACUUCUCACUAAUAUUUUGGAAAAUGAAGACAACAACAACAACAAUCAAGGUGAUGAUUUAUUGACAAGAUUGAAUAAUUUAAAGAAUCUACAUAUUUUGAGACAAGCCCAUCCAACAUUGGAACAUUUCUUACCCAUUGUUGUUGCAGGUGGUAUUGCAAAUGACUCGAACGAUAGGAUCAAAGAGCUUUACAAUGAUGAGUAUGCAAGUUUAGGAUGGGGGGUAUACCAGGUUGGUGAAUUCUCCUCUUCGGAAAGUGUACUCUAA
Lodderomyces oxycetoniae is the source of this 1110-nucleotide messenger RNA. RefSeq lists its product as uncharacterized. Lineage: Eukaryota; Fungi; Ascomycota; Pichiomycetes; Serinales; Debaryomycetaceae. The transcript has a single exon. The record is from RefSeq and is a predicted model, not a curated record. Gene Ontology annotation, molecular function: oxidoreductase activity, acting on single donors with incorporation of molecular oxygen; zinc ion binding; ferrous iron binding. The coding region runs from base 1 to 1110 and encodes 369 amino acids.